This is a messenger RNA of Anastrepha obliqua, 615 nucleotides long. RefSeq lists its product as uncharacterized. The transcript has 2 exons. Lineage: Eukaryota; Metazoa; Arthropoda; Insecta; Diptera; Tephritidae. Bases 1 to 615 code for a protein of 204 amino acids. The record is from RefSeq and is a predicted model, not a curated record.
AUGGUCGACACGAGAUUGAGCUUUAAGCAACAUCUAGCAGCAGUUAAUAACAAAGCAGCGGCGGUAAUGGGCGCUCUCACAAAAAUACUACCGAAUAUAGGUGGUCCACAAGGGGAAAGAAGGAAAUUGUUAUCAACAGUCGUGGACUCAAUCAUACUCUACGCGGCACCGGUAUGGGCAGAAGCAAAGAACACUCACAUGCGUGAAGUGAUACUCACCGGUCAUGGCUGCUUUAUGGAAUAUCUCCACCGCUUUCAGCUGGCAGAAAGCCCAUUCUGCCCAAGCUGUCCUAAUGCAAUCGAAAGCGCGGAACAUGUGGCUUUUCAUUGUGAUCGCUUUGCACGCGAACGUGCAAUACUUGAAAGUGUUUUGGGACACUCAGCUAGUCCUAAUGACAUCGUACAGGACAUGUGCUCAUCCAGUGCUAAAUGGGUAGCGCUUCGAGGGUUUGCUGGAAAAAUUAUGCUACGACUCCAAUUCAUCGAAUGGGAGCGCAAGACCCAGCAACAGCAGCUACAGUUGCAAUUACGAAAUGGACAGAAUGACGACAAACACAGACACUUUAGUCAAUCGCUCACAAUAAUAUCAGACAGAAGACAAGACGAUAGUUCGUAA